Molecule: messenger RNA, 3603 nt
Organism: Trichoplusia ni (cabbage looper)
Lineage: Eukaryota; Metazoa; Arthropoda; Insecta; Lepidoptera; Noctuidae
Gene: bmm
Exons: 20
Biological process (GO): triglyceride catabolic process; lipid homeostasis
Cellular component (GO): lipid droplet; cytoplasm; membrane
Molecular function (GO): protein binding; triacylglycerol lipase activity
Source: RefSeq, a predicted model, not a curated record
CUCUUUCGCGAGAGGUGUCUUUUGAGGGCAGUUCUAUAUAUUGUUGAAUAUUGAUAAAAGUUAUCUGUGAUUACACUAAUCUAAUCUAAUAGAUUUAAUUAUAAUUCACUCGCAGUGAUAAAGUUUUUGAGUGUGUCGACCUAAUUCAUAUUAACAUAUUGGAUACAUCGUUGCAGUACAAAUAGUUGUGUUUUUAUUUUCGUGGUGAUUAUUAUAAGUGAAUAAUGAACUUAUCGUUCGCUGGUUGUGGUUUUCUUGGUAUUUACCAUGUUGGUGUUGCAGUGUGUUUUAAAAAGUAUGCGCCCCAUUUAUUGUUAGGUAAAAUCUCUGGCGCCUCUUUUGGCGCCUUGUCGGCUUGCUGUCUGCUAUGCGACCUGCCCAUAGGGGAAAUCACGACCGAUGUACUGAGAGUAGUGAGCGAGGCGAGGGCGGGCUCCCUCGGGCCUUUCAGCCCCUCCUUUAACAUACAAAAUGUCCUGCUCGAGGGGAUGCAGAAGUACCUUCCCCAUGACGUACACAAGAUCGUCAGCGGCAAGCUACAUAUUUCCCUAACGAGGGUUUACGAUGGCAAGAACGUCAUCGUUUCUGAAUUCCCCACGAGAGAAGAUUUGCUACAGGCGUUGUUAGCGUCAUGUUUCGUGCCAGUAUUCUCUGGUCUGCUCCCGCCUCGUUUCCACGGCAUAAGGUACAUGGACGGCGGUUUCAGUGAUAACUUACCGGUACUGGACGAAAACACCAUCACUGUUAGUCCCUUCUGUGGCGAGAGCGAUAUAUGCCCGAGGGAUUUGAGCUCACAGUUAUUCCAUGUUAAUCUGGCAAACACAAGCAUAGAACUAUCAAAACAGAACAUGAAUAGAUUCGCUAGGAUCCUAUUCCCUCCGAAGCCGGAAGUUCUAAGCAACAUGUGCAAACAAGGUUUCGACGAUGCGCUCAGGUUCUUGCAUAGAAACAACAUGAUUUCUUGCACGAGGUGCCUUGCGGUGCAGUCGACCUUUCAAUUGCAAGACGUGUUGGAUGAUACGACGUACGAAUACGACCCAGAUUGUGAAGAAUGCAAGACUCAUCGUCAGGACGCAUUAGUCGACGACCUACCAGACACGGUGAUGACGAUAUUCCAGAACGCCAUAGAUUCGGCUAACAACGGCAUUGUCAAUUGGGUGAUGAGGCAGAGGGCUAUGAGGUACCUCACGCUCCUGACGCUGCCGUACCGAGUGCCCAUCGACAUUAUGUAUGCUACAUUCACAAAAUUCGUAACAUGUACACCGAAGAUGAGCAAGUCGCUCUGGAAGCUGAGUCUUAAUACGCUGCAACAGCUCCACGGGUUCAUGUACGCGACCCACGACAGGUCGGAGGCAGCCGCCAGGAUAUACUACAAGCUGACCAUGGAUCACGGGAAAAUGGAUGCGAAUGAUGGCAGGCAACUGGAUAGGAGGCGAGCGAGCGAGUUCCGCAUCACAUACGGCGACAUGCGGACGACUCACGACGACGUCGACACGUUCGAGCACAUUCUGAACGUGACGUCACAUAAUGAAGCAUUGCUCGCAUAUUACUAUCUGGAUGGUGAAAAUAAGAUGAAAAUGACGGAGAUAUACGACGUGACGGACGCCGACACGGAUGCUGUCCAGUCGCCGAUGGAGCGCGACGUCAACAAGCAACUCGAGUUCGACAACGACUGGAGCGGCGAACUCAUUGCUGAUGAUGACGAUUUUGACAUGGAGGCUAUGGACGACGACGCUUUAGCCGACAGGAACAUAUUCUCUGACCCGGAGAGCGAGUGGAACGCCAGGCGAUCGGUGUCGCACUCUGAUAGCGAUGGCGACCAACCGGAGUCCGAUCGGAGAGGGCCUUAUAUCGAGUUAGCAUAGUGGAUGUUAGAACAUAUAGACUGCGAGAGGUUGGCGAAAACAGUAAACAAGCGCUGUGUGAUCCUCACAAACUUUAUGCUAAGUAAUUUAGUGGAAGCGACGGCGCAGCUACUGUCUAAUACCACACUGUUGACGAGCCUACUUUUAGAGGGACUGCCGUUAAGGAUACCUUAUUUAAACCCUUUAUGUGAGGCCCUAUUAGCAAAUAAUUCUCUACAACACAUACACUUGCCUCGCUGUCUGAUCGGCGACGCUGGUUGCCUUGCCAUCUGCAAGUCGAUUAGAUGUCUACCGAAUAUCCUCACGCUAGACCUAUCUGGCUGUGAGCUAACCCCGCUCGGGGCUGGAUAUAUAGCAGAAUUGGUCAAGUACCAGAAAAUCCACAGGUAUAGUGAAAACUGGACGCACACGCUCCGCUACAGGCUACCGGAACUAGACGCGAUGGCGGGCUUGCGGCGGAUCACCGUGUGCGCCAACCCGCAGCUUGGAGACAUCGGUGUCGGCAAGCUGCUCGAUGUGCUCUCCGAUGAUUUGUGGAUCAAAGCGCUGGACAUCCAAAACUGUGGUAUAACAGAAAAUACGGCAUUAGCCGUUCAGCAAAUGAUGACGUCAAACACAACACUUGUAGUUUUAGACAUGAGGAACAAUCCCGACGUGACCACCGAGACUUUAUCAAAAGUUCGAUCCACGCUCCGGGAUAACGAGAGAGGGAUGGAAGGGAAGUUUUCAUGGCUUGCCAGCGUCAGUGGGUCUUCGAGUGAGAAACUGAUUAAAUCAGUUACAUCCAAAAACGGAGUAAUAAAAGACCGUGCAGUAUCUAACGUAAGAAGUACACCCACGAAGUACGUAACUAAGGCGAGUGUUGUGAAGAAAGAUAAGGAUUACGCGGAAGUGCUAGAAGAACAGCUACAAGAGGAGAUAUCCCACAGACAACAGCUCGAAGAGUUGAAUCUACAGUUAGUGGACCAAAUGAAACAGUUAAAACAGCAGCAGAUACGACUGUGGGCCAACUGUGCAGCAUCUUCAGGUUCAGAACACUCAUUCGAAGCGAGUUCGAGAUCGGGCGAUCUUUCAAGCAGUUCAGGCUCAUCAAGUUCUGUACCUAUCGACCAGACCACGCUCUCAUACAUACAACAGGCCUUCAAAGAUAUAUACGCUUUCAUUAAGAAUAACCAGUGCUACGGACAAUGUCUUCAUGCAGCGUCUAAGGAAAAACUACCAGAGCAGCAGCCGAUCGAAGAAGUUCCGGAAUCAGAAGAAUCACAAUACGGUGGAGAGCUGCGUGUCAAUAUUAUACCGAAGAGGGCGCAGAGCUCGCACCAAAAGAUCGCGGGCAACAUGAAGGUCAACAAGACCACCAAGUCCGCGCAUAUGCUAAGUGAUAUUCAGAGGAGGGAUGCUGUUGAAAUGAAACCAGAAAUGAUUGAAAGACAAAUCGGUGACACGAGAAACCAGCACUGUGACGACUCAAGUACUUUGGAAGAUAUGAUCUCGGUGCAAACAAAGCCUAAAAAAAAUAAUGUAUACGAGCAGUCGAGCCCCUGCAGCAGCGUGGUGAGCGACUCGGACACGCUGGUGUGCUCGCCGCAGAUGACGCAGCGCGCCGGGCCCGCGCCCGCCAUCAACCCCAGGGAGGCUCUCUAUUCGUCCUCCGACGAAGACAGCUCGUGACUCGCGUUUUUUACGUAUUUAUUUAUGAACAACAUGUUUUAUGUACGAUUAAACAAAUUGCUUGUUU